Molecule: messenger RNA, 3994 nt
Organism: Oryza sativa Japonica Group (Japanese rice)
Lineage: Eukaryota; Viridiplantae; Streptophyta; Magnoliopsida; Poales; Poaceae
Product: ubiquitin C-terminal hydrolase 13
Biological process (GO): protein deubiquitination; regulation of protein stability
Cellular component (GO): cytosol; nucleus
Molecular function (GO): cysteine-type deubiquitinase activity; protein binding
Source: RefSeq, a predicted model, not a curated record
CGCUUUAUAAAGCAGGGUUAGCACGCGCCCCUUCCGGUUUCUUUCCCCCUCUCCGCAUCCUCCACCCGCGCUUCUCCCUAAAUCUCCCUAAACCCUAGAGGAGAUCCCCUCCCCCCGCGCGGCGAUCGCCGCGAUCCGGUUCUACCCCCGUUCGCCGGGCCGCCGCCGUGGUAGAUGACCAUGGUGACCCCGCGCGCACCCGAGCUCCUGCAGCAGGACCAGGAUGAGGAGAUGCUGGUGCCAGACCAGGAUGUUGUUGUUGAGGGACCUCAGCCGAUGGAAGACUCUGGAUCAACAGUUGAGAACGAGCAGGUACCAGAAACCUCUACGUCCAGAUUUACGUGGACCAUUGAAGAUUUUUCGAAUCACAGAAAGCUGUACUCUGAUGUUUUUGUGGUUGGGGGGCACAAAUGGCGGGUGUUAGUUUUUCCAACUGGAAACAGUGUACAGUCCCUUUCGAUGUACCUAGAUAUUGCUGACGCAAAUGAACAGCCUCAUGGAUGGAGUAAAUAUGCACAGUUCAGCCUUGCUGUGAUCAACCAGUUAGACAGCAAGUACUCACUAAGAAAAGAAGCAGCACAUCAUUUCAGUACUCGGGAAAGUGAUUGGGGCUUCACUUCUUUUAUGCAUUUAGGAGAUCUAUAUGAUCCGACUAAAGGUUAUAUUGUGAAUGAUAAAUGCAUUAUUGAGGCUGAGGUUGCUGUGCGUAAAAUAGUUGAUUUCUGGAAUUAUGAUUCCAAAAAGGAGACUGGCUAUGUUGGCCUUAAGAAUCAAGGGGCUACAUGCUACAUGAAUUCUCUUCUUCAGACGCUUUACCAUAUUCCGUACUUCCGAAAGGCUGUAUACCAUAUGCCAACUACAGAGAAUGAUACACCUUGCGGGAGCAUCCCUUUGGCUUUGCAAAGUCUUUUCUGCAAACUUCAGCAUAGUGACAAUAGUGUUUCUACAAAAGAGCUUACCAAAUCUUUUGGAUGGGAUACCGUUGAUUCUUUCCUGCAGCAUGAUGUUCAAGAACUGAAUCGUGUUCUCUGCGAAAAACUGGAAAACAAAAUGAAGGGAACUACUGUGGAAGGGACAAUUCAACAGCUAUUUGAAGGUCAUCAUAUGAAUUAUAUUGAGUGCAUUAAUGUUGACUACAAAUCUACAAGGAAAGAAUCAUUCUAUGAUCUUGCACUUGAUGUCAAGGGCUGUUCAGAUGUUUAUGCAUCAUUUGAUAAGUAUGUUGAAGUAGAGAGAUUGGAAGGUGAUAAUAAAUACCAGUCUGAGAAACAUGGUUUGCAGGAUGCCAAGAAAGGGAUGCUUUUUAUUGACUUCCCUCCAGUCCUGCAAGUUCAAUUAAAGCGGUUUGAAUAUGAUUUUGUGCGGGAUACCAUGGUUAAGAUAAAUGACCGCUAUGAGUUCCCAUUACAAUUAGAUCUUGACAAGGAUGAUGGAAAAUACCUCUCUCCAGAAGCUGACAGGAGGGUGCGUAACCUCUAUACUCUACACAGCGUACUUGUUCAUAGUGGUGGUGGUCAUGGUGGACACUACUACGCCUUUAUACGCCCGGCACUUUCAGAUAUAUGGUACAAGUUUGAUGAUGAACGAGUGACAAAAGAAGACAUGAAGCGGGCAUUAGAGGAGCAAUACGGUGGCGAGGAAGAGCUCCCACAUACCAAUCCUGGAUUGAAUACCACCCCGCUUAGGUUUACUAAGCAUUCAAAUGCUUACAUGCUUGUGUACAUUCGUGAAAGUGACAGAGAAAAAAUUAUUUGCAAUUUAGAUGAAAACGACAUACCAGAACACCUUAAGAUUAGGUUGAGAAAAGAAAAUGAAGAAAGAGAGUAUAAGAAAAAGGAGAAAGCAGAGGCCCACAUGUUCACUGCAUUAAAGGUUGCCCGAGAUUCUGAUUUUGCAGAGCAAAUUGGAAAACAUAUAUAUUUUGAUCUUGUGGAUUAUGACAACAUCCAAAGCCUUCGGGCACCUAAACAUUUGACAAUAAACCAGGCCAAGGUCGAUUUAUCAAAAGAAUUUGGUAUUCCUGUACAAUCCCAACGAUUUUGGUUAUGGGCUAAGCGACAGAACCACACAUUUAGACCCGUACGCCCGUUGACUCUCCAGGAGGAAGCAUCUAGUAUUGGACACCUUACAGAUCCAUCAAAUAAAUCACUCAAUUCUGAGUUGAAACUGUUCUUGGAGGUUGCAUUGGGACAGGAAAAUCAUCCUAUUUCUGUGCCUCCAAAGACAAAGGAUGACAUAUUAAUAUUCUUCAAGCUGUAUGAUCCUGAAAAGGAAGAGCUAAGAUAUGUUGGAAAACUUCUUGUGAAAGCAUCAGGGAAGCCAGCUGAUAUAGUGCAAAAAUUGCAAGAGAUGGCAGGGUUUCAGUCAGAUGAAGAUAUUGAACUGUAUGAGGAAGUAAUGUUCGAGCCAAGUGUAAUGUGUGAACCUAUUAACAUUAAUGAUUCCUUCCUUUCAAGCCAGCUUGAAGAUGGUGACAUUAUAUGCUACCAAAAACGUUGUUCUCCAGAAAAGUUGGACCACUAUCGCUGUGCCGAUGUGCCAUCUUUCUUUGAAUAUAUCCAAAAUAGACAGGUUGUCCACUUCAGAUUACUUGAGAAUCCAAAAGAUGAUGACUUCACUUUGGAGCUUUCAAAGCGUUUCACGUAUGAUGAUGUUGUUGAAAAAGUUGCUAAUCAACUUGGACUCGAUGAUCCUUCCAAACUCCGCCUUACACAACACCUCCCGUAUUCACAGAUGCCCAAAUCUCACUACAUUAAGUAUAGAGGUCUUGAUCAUCUUUCGGACAUGCUAAGGAAUGGCAAUCAGAUGUCUGACAUAUUGUAUUAUGAGAUACUGGACAUCCCUUUGCCAGUACUGCAAGAUCUGAUAACAUUGAGAGUUGCCUUUUAUCAUGCUACAAACAAUGAGGUGUCAUCUCACUUUAUACGGUUGCCAAAAGGUAGCACUAUGUCUGAUUUGAUUGAGGACAUGAAAUCCAAGGUUGAGUUAUCUUAUAGUGAUGCUGAAUUCCGGUUAUUUGAGGUCUACAAAAACAAGAUACGCAAGGUGUAUCAACCUUCGGAGAAAAUUUCAGUUAAUGAAUUCAAUGGACUGUUAUGUGUUGAAGAGGUUCCUGAAGAAGAGAAAAAUGCUGGUGUGCGAGACCGUUUGGUUCAUGUCUGUCACUUCAUCAUAGAAAAACAGCACAUUGAUUACUACGGAGAACCUUUCUUCUUUCUUAUCCGUGAUGGUGAGACAUUAUCAGAUAUCAAAGUGCGUAUUCAGAAGAAACUUCUGGUUUCUGAUGAGCAGUUUGCGAAGUGGAAAUUUGCUUAUAUUGCUCACAAUCGCCUGGCUGGUGAAUACUUUCAAGAUUCAGAUAUCGUAUUGAGCCGAUUCCAGAAAGAUGUUUAUGGACCAUGGGAACAAUGCCUAGGACUUGAGCACUCAGACGUCACCCCAAAAAGGUCAUGCUUGUCCAAUCAGAACCGCAAUUCUUUCGAUAAGGCUGUGAAGAUUUUCAACUAGAGGUGGUUAAAUUAUCACAUUUAUGUGAUGUAUCCAGAGCUCUCACCUGCCGUAGUACAAGCUAAUGAGAUCAUCAAGAGCACCUUAAUUUAUUCCUCACCCGGCAAAGUUCAUUGUCUUCUUCUAGACAUAUAGUCAUUAUUUUGGUCUGCGCAAGAAGGCGUUGCACAGUCUGGUGUGGUCGGUUGAAAGAAAUUUUCCAUCUGGUUGGGUGUACAGGGUUCUUUAAUGUUGGAAUUCUUAGUUGUUUUUAGGUAGAUUCUGAAAGCUGUAUAUUGGGCAUGGGCUGAUCAUCCCAGUGGUUUUUGUUUCACCAUGGGGUUUUGUGGGAUAACUGUUGAUGCCCACAUAAUAUGAUCGAAAUCUAUUUCAGGUUUAAAUCGAAAGGGGAAUCUGUUUUCGUUUGUAACGUUAAACUACACAUUUUGAGAAAAUUGUCUCCUUGGGAGGGUGCCAAUAUGGUGAAACAAAGUGAGCUUAAAAGGUC